AUGGGUAAAGUUACAAGAAAAAUAAGAGAAGAGAAAAAAAAAGAAAGAAGCCCUAGACGUCUUAGUGCGGCCAAGUAUCCUAGUAUUACUGAAACUAUCCAAGGUACAGUUGUAGAUUUAGUGCACGAAAGAGGAAGGGGGGUACCCUUAGCUUAUAUUAAAUUUAAUAAUGAGACAUUUUCUGUUAUUGCCACUGAAGGGAUAUACACCGGUCAAAAUAUUUUAAUUGGAGAUAAUGCGCCUAUAGCCAUUGGUAAUAUUACAAAGCUUAAGAAUGUUCCUGGUGGUAUGGCAGUACAUUCUAUUGAAUACGAAUAUGAAGAUGGUGGAUGUGUAGGAAUGACAGGAGGUGCGUAUUCUGUCGUAGUCAAUCACAGGGAAGAAUCUAAUGAAACAGUCCUUGGAUUACCAAGUGGACAAAAAAAGGUUUUUAGUAGCGAAGUAAGAUGCAUUGUAGGUGUUCCUGCAUCAGGUGGUAUAAAAGAAAAACCUUUCCUUAAAGCUUCUGUUGCCUAUUACUUUAAUAAAGCACAUGAAAAGAAAUGGCCAAGAGUGCGUUGUGUAGCUAUGAACCCCGUAGAUCAUAAAUUUGGAGGGGGUAAUCAUCAACAUGUCGGUAGGCCUACUACAAUAUCUAAGAGAAGACCGCACGCACAGCUUAUGGGUUUGAUUGGUGCUAGAAGAACUGGUAGAGUUAAAGGAAGUAAAAAAUAA
Vairimorpha ceranae is the source of this 714-nucleotide messenger RNA. RefSeq names its product 60s ribosomal protein l8. The record is from RefSeq and is a predicted model, not a curated record. Gene Ontology annotation, biological process: cytoplasmic translation. Gene Ontology annotation, molecular function: RNA binding; structural constituent of ribosome. Gene Ontology annotation, cellular component: ribosome; cytosolic large ribosomal subunit. Lineage: Eukaryota; Fungi; Microsporidia; Nosematidae. The coding region runs from base 1 to 714 and encodes 237 amino acids. The transcript has a single exon.